UUGUCCAAAGACACCCAGUCAGUAACCAAGAUGAGUUUAUUCUUAAGCCUUUUGCUAUUGCCAAUCUGGUGUCAGGACUGACAUGAGAAUAACGUGCCGCUUCCAGGCCUGAGCACUUUCCUGGUAAUUAUUUUUGGGCUGUUUCCCAACUUAGACUCAGGCAUGAGGGCAGGGAUUGUCUUCUAUCUCCCACCGUGCCUAGUCAGUCACUUAGUAGGUGCUCAACAACUGUUGAUUGGAUGGGCUGUGCCGUCGGGGGACACGGGGGCAGACGGGUAAUUAUUCCAACAACCCAGGGCAACAGCCUGCAGGGCUCACGUCACCGGUAUAUCACACGGCGUCCCCGGCCGCACCAGCUCUGCGCGAAGCGGGGGGACCCUCAGGCUCCCCUUCGGGCCGUCCCCCGUCUGGCUCCUACUCUGCGCUCCGUCCUCCCGGCCACCAGGUGCCCCCAGACCCCCAGCUUCUGCACCGCUGCCGUCAGAGCCUCGUCAUCUCUCUGUCUUUCCCUUUCCGCUGCCUCCUGCUCCCGGGAUCCGGGCGCUGAGCUCUGGGGCGCUCGAGGGUCCCCGGCGCGCUCGGCAGGCUCCCCCAAUACACCUCUCCAAGUGCACGUUCUCUGUCUCACGUUGGGCUACUUCAUCUUCGACUUGGGCUGGUGCAUCUACUUCCAGUCUGAGGGUGCCCUAAUGCUGGCUCACCACACACUGAGUAUCUUGGGCAUCAUCGUGGCCCUGGUGCUUGGAGAAUCAGGCACAGAGGUCAAUGCAGUCCUCUUUGGAAGCGAGAUUACCAACCCAUUGCUCCAGAUGCGCUGGUUUCUCCGUGAAACAGGGCACUACCACAGUUUCACUGGAGAUGCGGUGGACUUCCUCUUUGUGGCUCUGUUUACGGGAGUGAGGAUUGGCAUAGGAGCUCGCCUCCUUUUCUGUGAAAUGGUCUCGCCCGAGCCCAAGUGGUUUGUGAAGGCUGGGGGAGUAGUGAUGUAUGCUGUAUCUUGGUGUUUUAUGUUUAGCAUCUGGCGUUUUGCCUGGAGGAAAAGCAUCAAGAAGUACCACGCCUGGAGAAGCAGGCACAGUGAGGAGCGGCAGCUAAAACAUAACGGACAUCUCAAGACGCACUAGCCUAAGCUUGCUGCAGACAACAGAUUGGGUUUAGUCAGCCACGGAAAUAUGGCUGUUAUGGAAUCACAUAGCAAACUUGAGUUUCAUAAAAGGGCUGAAUUUGUUGAUCAGUUUGAUCGGUUUUUCAGCGGAGCACAAGCCAGUAUUAAACCACUGACUUCUACAGUGGCUCAGUUGUAGGAAGUGAGACUGCUCAGUGGUAGUUGUGAAUUAGAACGGUGAGUUGAGCACCACUGCAUUCCUUUUAGCUUGUUCCUGGGAGGCCCAGUGGUGAGACAGCUUAGAAAGGAACACACCAGUGCUAUUGUUCCUUUAUCUGUUUGUGACUCUCAACACACCCUUAUACCUUCUUUCCAUGGAGUGAUUUAAGUAAAUUCACCCCAUCUACUAUAAAGUGAGGGACUUGAGGAAGAUACAUGCCUUUAGCCUUCUGAGCAUUGGAUCAGGGAACUGGAUUUGUUUAAAUAAAAGGACAUAAAUGCAUGAGAGAAGGAUGGGGCUGAAACUGGCAGCUGUGGAGGGUUAGUGAGUCUCCCUGUACCAACUGGGUUAGGGGUCUCCAAGACCACCUUAGAUUUGGCUGCUUUGCUAAGAGGAUUCCCAGGACUCAGCACAUAGUCAUAUUCAUAGCUUUGACUUAAUUGAAAGGAUACAAGGAAAGAUCAGCAAAGGGAAAAGGUGACUGGGACAGAGUUCAGGGGAAACCAGGCCCAAACUUUCUCCCAGUGGGAUCAUACAGGAUGUAUUUAAUUCUUCUAGCAAUGAUUUAUAAUAGUUAUAUGUGAAAUGUCUACCAAGGAAGCUCAUUAGAGACUCAGUGCCCCAAAUUUUUGUUAGGGGCUGGUCAUGUAGGCACCCUUUGCCUGGCAUAGAGCAAAAUCCCUGACUCCCAGAAGGAAAGUAGAUGUUCAGCAUGAACUGUAUUGUUUGCUCAGUUUAGGCAUGGUGAGCCAUUCUUACCAGUUAAUGGUGGGAGACCUCCUGAAAUCUAAGUUCCCAGAUCCCAGCCAGGGCCAACCUUGCAAGCCGCCCUUUUCAAGGACAGCAGUUCAGGCCUGCUCUGUCAACUCUUUUCUGCAUAAAAACUGGGGCUAGGGCUUUGGAUGAGAGAUGAAUGAGGUGUGGGCAGAUUUACUGAGUCCUGUGGUACGGGUUCAGCCCUACCAGGAAAACCAUGCCAGUUCUCAGGGCUUUUGUGCUUUAAUCUCCUAGGCAUGAGAGGCUGUGACUAAAUUCCAUAGGGAUUUACUAUGUGGAUUCCACUGUGCUUGAGAUGGCAGUUCAGGUUUCAGCUCUGCUUAUACAUACUGCAAACUUGAACCAAAGACUAAAGCGUGUACUGGCCUCAGGGUGAUGAGACUAACAUGCUUUCAUUUCAGACACAUUCCCUUUUAGUCCUCUUACUGCUUUUUCUUUUCUCUAAAAAAGGUACCACUCUCUAUGGACAAAGUAUUAGGGUAAGACCAGCCUUGGAAGGAAAAAAAAAAAGUGUUUCUUAAUGUGAUGGUUUCUAAUCUCACCUAGGAAAAGCAAGAAUGCAAGCUCAGAAUGAGGGGUUAAGAAUCAAGAAUUGCUGGGUUCUUGUAACUAAUUUUGAUGGUGAACUUGCCAGAUCAUUUAGGCAAGUCACUUGUUUGCUGUUUGCCUCAGUUUAAACUCUUGUGAAUGAAUGAAAUCCCCUGUUGUGUAUUUCAUAGAGACAUUAUGUGGCAUUGUAUUAAUGGAGGUCUUUAACGAUGGCUUUAAUGGAAAAGAAAGUAUUAUUUAUUUGUUUGUUAUUUAUUUGAUACUUGUCAUUUAGAUCAGUAGUGACUGGUUAGCUUAGUCGGUGAGCGAGUGUAUGGGGCCAUUGAAGCCAAGGCUGAAGGUCAGUAGGAAGUGUCAGCUCAUUAUGUGGUCACUGGUAAUACUAACCUUGAAAAUGGAUGUCAUUGGCCAGGCUUGCAAGAGUGGUUGGAACUGUGUAAAAUCUGGGGAAAUUAUUGCUCUGGGAAGAGCAACUUGAAAGGCAUGUGAACGGUGUGUCCUUUAAAAUGACUGUCAUUUGGUUAAAGAGAUUUGCUGCCCAGGGAAAUAAUCGGAUUGUAGCAUCUCCCAUCUCUUCUUUUCUAUGACCAGUAUGCCUAAAAUGCUGGUUAGCUUUUUUCCCAACAAAACAGGGGUCAAAGCAGGAUGCUGGGGAAUGCUGAUUUUAGCAAAAGCCUAGGAAAAAAGAGUGGCUUGGCGCACGAGCUUAAAAAAAAAAAAAAAAAGAAAAAGAAAAAGUUGGCUCUUGAAUUUUGGCACACUACAACCUGUUCCAUACCAGACAAAUGAGUAGCUUAAUCUGGUGCCGAUUACAGACCUUGCCGUUUUGGGGCUACUCUCAUGGAAAUAUCCGUAGGGUUUUUUUUUUUUUUAAUUUAGAGAAAUCUAAAUAAGGAUAAGGGAAGGAAUCCUUCAUUUAGCUUUUCUUGAUGUCAUAGCUAGUACUAUGAAGGAACCUCUUAGAGAAAAUAUGUGAAAUGAAGAUGACUCAGCAGUUAAGAUGUUGAGGUUUUCAUCACAGGUAAAUGAAGGAUAUGGCAGGACAAAAUGGAGUAUCAUUUGCACUGGAUUACAAUGUAAUAAAUACCAACUGCUCAAGAACGGUUUAUAUUUCGAUAAGAUUUGUACGAAGUUUUAUAAAAAUAAACAACUUUGUAUCAAC
Messenger RNA from Manis pentadactyla (Chinese pangolin), 3813 nucleotides. It is a transcript of the gene TLCD5, whose product is annotated as TLC domain containing 5. The transcript has 2 exons. The record is from RefSeq and is a predicted model, not a curated record. Bases 240 to 1124 code for a protein of 294 amino acids. NCBI's taxonomy places the organism in Eukaryota, Metazoa, Chordata, Mammalia, Pholidota, Manidae. Gene Ontology annotation, cellular component: membrane.